Molecule: messenger RNA, 653 nt
Organism: Pogona vitticeps (central bearded dragon)
Lineage: Eukaryota; Metazoa; Chordata; Lepidosauria; Squamata; Agamidae
Source: RefSeq, a predicted model, not a curated record
CCUUUUCCUCUCCAUCUUUCCGUUUUCUUUGUAGCUAACAGCUCCCUGCUGGGCGGAGGCGGUGUGGAUGGGAGCAUCCAUCGUGCUGCGGGGCCUUUGCUUAAAGAAGAAUGCCGGACUCUGAACGGUUGCGAAACUGGGAAAGCCAAAAUCACCUGUGGCUACCGUCUGCCAGCCAAAUUCGUCAUUCACACGGUGGGGCCGAUAGCCCAGGGAGAGCCCAGCGCAGCCCAGGAGACGGAGCUCGGCAACUGCUACAAGCACAGCCUGAAGCUGGCCCUGGACAACAAGCUGCGGACUGUGGCCUUCCCCUGUAUUUCCACCGGCGUGUUUGGAUACCCAAAUGAUGCCGCUGCUGAGAUUGUGCUCAACACACUGCGCAAGUGGCUAGAGGACAACAAGGAGAAGGUGGACCGCAUCAUCAUCUGCGUCUUCCUGGAGAAAGACGACGAGAUCUACAAGGAGAAGCUGCCCCGCUUCUUCCCCACGGAUGCUGCCGCCGGAGGCCCCAUACCUUCCCGCCUGUGAGCCCUGCAGAACAAGACACCGGAGGGGAGCAGAAGCAAAGCGGGGGAGGAAAAACACCCCCGUGGCUAGUGUAACAUCUGGAAAUGGCUGCAUCCUGGAAUAAAAAACAUGCCUGCAUAAGCCCA